This is a messenger RNA of Saccharomyces mikatae IFO 1815, 1647 nucleotides long. It is a transcript of the gene CUB1, whose product is annotated as Cub1p. Bases 1 to 1647 code for a protein of 548 amino acids. Lineage: Eukaryota; Fungi; Ascomycota; Saccharomycetes; Saccharomycetales; Saccharomycetaceae. The record is from RefSeq and is a predicted model, not a curated record. Gene Ontology annotation, cellular component: nucleus; cytoplasm. The transcript has a single exon.
AUGUUCGCAUCCGCUGGACAGCAACAUCCUCAGAUUGUUCCUAAGGAAGAGGAAUCUAUACUAAACUAUCUCCUUGAAGUGAGAUCCUCCUUGGCCAAACUUAAGCAAAACAGAACUCAAUAUUUAAACUCUAAGGAUGUUCAGACAACUUACCAACAUGUCUUAACCAAAGUCAGAGAGUUGGACGAUAUCAGAAAAAAUAGCCAUGAGACACCGGCUAAGAGCGCUGCCACUUUGAUUCACAACACGGAGUUACAUAACAGAGUGGACUCUGUAUUGGAUGACGUCUUUCAAUUGCUCUCACUAUGCUUUUUGACCGUUGGCUUGAAAAAUUCUGCACCGGCGACUUAUGCAUCGUUAUCUACUGUGGAAAGUCUUUUAGAACAUCUAAAUGAAUCGAACGUUUUCACUCACCAUGACUUGAGUCCUAUCAAAGAAAGAUUAGACGAAAUUAGCAAGAUUGUUGAGCAAAAAAACUCUAGUUCCACCUACAAUGAGGAUGGAAAUGAUGACCGGUUGAGAGAGAUUGAUAAUGAAAGAAAAAAGAAUAAAAUCGAAGAAGAUCUAUUGCUACGUGCUAAAUUAAAGCAUUGUAAGGACGAAUACGAUACACUGGAAAGCAAAUUAGAAGAAAUUGAUCCGUCUUUGUCUAGUGUGAUGGAGAAAUUAUUCCGGAUUAGGAGAGGUUUACUAUCACUAGUCGCAUCUGCUAAGAAAACAAUGUCCAAAUCUAGUGCUAAUAUCAAUUCUUUAUUGCGGGAACAAAAUGAUUCGCAAGCGAAUAAUAAUGGGUUGAUGGAUGAUAAGCACUUAGUAUCCCAAGAAUAUGUCCAUGAGAAACUAUCGGUCUUGAAGGAUGAACUGAAUGAAUUAGAGUCUAACCGUGAUGACUCUGGUAAAUUCAAGUCCUUGGAAACCCACCAGGUGGCAGUAAACGGUCAAAGCGUUCUCAAUGGUCUAUUAGAUGACUGUCAUGAUUUGAUUAACGAUUUAUCACAUCAAACAAAUGGCGGGUUGUCAUUAGAUCCUUAUUUGCAACCAAUAUAUGAACAGCUGAUCGAUAUAAAGACUACUUUAGAAAAUCUGAUGAUCACAAGAAGAUGGACUUUGAGAGAAACAGAUUUGUUUUCUUACCAGAAGAAAUUGAACGAGAUCGAUAACAAAAGAAUCAAUGGUAAGUUUCCAACAAAAUCUCAGGACUCAAAGGGACAAUCAAUACUGUUAUACCUGUUGCGUAGGUGUUAUGCCAUAAUUUAUAAACUGUUGGAAAGUUCAGAACCUGUAUCUGAAGCUUUACAGCCAAUCCAUAAUCAGCUAUCCACAGUCCGUCGUUGUCUAUUGGAAUUGAAGAGAAUGGGUGGCGUGAAUAACGAAAGAGAGCUAUAUCCGUAUCAAAUGAAAUUGGCUUCACUAGAUAACCUGAGAACCGACGGUAUAUUCUAUGACUCAGAUGGUAACAUUCCUGAAGGACAAGGUAUAUUAAAUGCUUUGUUAGCAGAAUGUUUUGAUAUCUUGCAUGAAUUAAAAGUGGAAGCGGAAGAAAGAGCACAGAACCCUAGUUCAAGUGAUAACUCCGAUGAUGGGGAUAAUGAAGAAUCAGUUGUAGAUUCGAACUCUGAAACUGAAUCGGAAUACCAACGGGAGUAG